Rotaria sordida is the source of this 1158-nucleotide messenger RNA. The record is from the annotation of a GenBank genome assembly. Lineage: Eukaryota; Metazoa; Rotifera; Eurotatoria; Philodinida; Philodinidae.
AUGAUUCAAUAUCCACAUGGUUAUGAAUUACCAGAAAAAAUGCCAAUAGUUUAUGAAGCUUCUCUGGAUUUCCCAUGGAAUGACACGAUUGAACUGAUUUACACUAGUGCUCCUGAAUCACCUGGAUUUAUAUGGCUUUUUGGUCAAGGAGUUGUGGGUCAAAUUGAACAUAUGUUCUGUUUACUUGGUCAUCGAAAAACAAGGAUGAAAGAUGCGAAAAAAUCGACUAUUUUCAAUGAUUAUAUAGCUUUCCUUUGUCAUCUUUCUCAAGAACUGGAAUUUGAAGACAAACUAACCAUUGUAAACGGAGAAAAAAUUGUGAAUUCAGUUGCACGAUACAAUCCACAGUAUCAUCAAACAAUUAACAAGCCGCGAUAUUUUCUAUGCUUUGUUACAACUAUUAGAAAUAUGGCAUAUUUGGUGGAUGAAUGGUAUGAAUAUCAUCGUCGUGUAGGUUUUGAUCAUCUAAUAAUUUAUGAUAACAAUUCAACGGAUGGUCUCGGAAAGUUGUUUGUGAAUAGAACUGAUCUUGAAAUUAUUCGAUGGCCAUGGAGGCGAUCCCAACAUCAAGCAUACACACAUGCUCUGUUGUUUACAAGAGAUCGAUGUGUUUGGACUCUAUUCUCUGAUCUUGACGUUUUUAUAUUUCCACGAUCAUCAAAUUCAGUUCGAAGUGUUAUACAAAACCAAGCAACCUCAGAUAUUGCUCAAAUUAGUUUUAAGUUACUCAGAAUGUCUCAUGAAAAUCUUGUCGAAUGUUUCAAUGCUUCGAUUACAGAAACUUAUAUUCAUCGAAAACAAUUACCGGAUGCUUGGGAUAAAAGUCCAUCGGCAGCAGUUAUCACUUCACUCGCUGUACCGAUACAUCGAAUACACACAGCUUCAUUAUUGAAACCUUACAAAUCUAUCACAUUAUCAUCAGAUAUUGCCUAUGGUGUCCAUUAUAGUGAUCGUUGCUGGAAACAGUACUUUCUUCAGAAAGUCGUCGGCCGAACCGGUGUCAAAGAUUGGAUUGUACCUAGAACUGUUAACAUACUCCAUCCAAGUGAGAAUUGGCAGAAACUAUCGAAAGCAGCAACGAUAAAAGAUACCGAAUUUCGAGACUUCAAACGUAAGAUCAUGCGAAUGCCUAUGCCAAAACCUGUUCUAUUUCGAUGA